UUUUUCAAAAAAAGUAUCCUAAGAUUUGAAACCUGAGAGGUGCGCAUCUGCCAAAAGAAAAUAAAACCGAAAUUGGUAUUUUUGACUUCACUUCUUCUCUUUCACCGUCUGAUGCAAAACCUAUCAAAGCUUCAAUUGCAAUUGCAACGGCAACGGCAACUCCCUUUGAAGUUCACUGCUUCUCUCCCCUCUCUUCUUCUUCUUCGUCUUUUUGAGCUAUGCUGAUGUUCUCCCACACAACCCUAAUCCCCUAACCAUUUCUCUUCCUCUUUCCUGAUGGAGGAUUCUGAGGGUGUUCUCAGCUUUGAUUUCGAGGGCGGUCUCGAUGCUGCCCCCACAAACCCCGCCGCCGCCGCCUCCUCCUCCUCCUUACCCCUCAUCCCCUCCGACUCUUCUGCCCCUCCCCCCCUCUCCAAUUCCCUUCCCGGCUCCCUCGGUCCUACUCUUGCUCCUGAACCCCUUGGUGCCCCUACUGCCAACGUCGGCACCCGCAGGAGCUUCCGCCAAACCGUUUGCCGCCAUUGGCUUCGCAGCCUUUGUAUGAAGGGCGAUGCUUGUGGAUUCCUUCACCAGUAUGAUAAGUCUCGGAUGCCCAUUUGCCGGUUCUUUCGUCUCUAUGGCGAGUGCCGCGAGCAGGAUUGCGUGUAUAAACAUACCAAUGAAGAUAUAAAGGAGUGCAAUAUGUACAAGUUUGGUUUCUGUCCAAAUGGUCCAGAUUGUCGAUAUAGGCACGCAAAGCUACCUGGACCUCCACCUUCGGUGGAAGAAAUCCUUCAGAAAAUACAGCACUUAGGUUCAUACAAUUAUGGCUCCUCAAACAAAUUCUUUUCACAACGUGGAGUUGGCUUGCCCCAACAGAAUGAAAAAUCUCAGUUUCCUCAGGGUCCAGCCCCUGUUACUCAAGGAGUGAUUGGAAAACCUUCUACAGCAGAAUCUGCUAAUGUCCAACAACAGCAAGUUCAACAGCCUGCACAACAAACCAGCCAGACUCAGAUACAAAGUGUUUCUAAUGGCCAGCCCAAUCAGUUAAACAGAACUGCAACGUCUUUGCCUCAAGGAAUAUCUAGGUACUUUAUUGUUAAAAGUUGCAACCGUGAGAAUUUGGAGUUAUCUGUGCAACAAGGGGUAUGGGCAACUCAAAGAAGCAAUGAAGCUAAACUUAAUGAAGCUUUUGAUUCUGCUGAUAAUGUUAUUUUGAUUUUCUCAGUCAACCGGACUCGACAUUUUCAGGGUUGUGCAAAGAUGAUGUCCAGGAUUGGUGGUUCUGUCAGUGGGGGCAAUUGGAAAUAUGCACAUGGAACUGCACAUUAUGGUCAAAACUUUUCACUUAAAUGGCUUAAGUUAUGUGAACUAUCCUUCCAGAAAACACGCCAUUUGAGGAAUCCAUAUAAUGAAAACUUACCCGUAAAGAUCAGUAGAGAUUGCCAAGAGCUAGAGCCCUCUAUUGGUGAGCAGCUGGCUUCUUUGCUUUAUCUUGAGCCAGACGGUGAACUCAUGGCUGUCUCAAUAGCAGCAGAAUCGAAACGGGAAGAGGAGAAAGCAAAGGGAGUUAAUCCCGAUAUCGGAAAUGAGAACCCAGAUAUUGUCCCGUUUGAGGAUAACGAAGAAGAGGAAGAGGAAGAGAGUGAAGAGGAGGAGGAGGAGAGCUUUGGCCAAUCCGUUGGUCUACCAGCACAAGGCAGAGGGAGGGGCAGGGGAAUCAUGUGGCCCCCACAUAUGCCAAUGGGACGUGGUGCCAGACCCUUCCAUGGAAUGCAAAGUUUUCCACCUGGGAUGAUGGGUCCGGAUGGUUUGUCUUAUGGGCCUGUUACACCCGACGGAUUUCCCAUGCCUGACAUUUUUGGUAUGGCUCCUCGUGGUUUUGGUCCAUAUGGCCCUAGGUUUUCCGGUGAUUUUAUGGGUCCCCCAUCGGCUAUGAUGUUUCGUGGACGUCCUUCUCAACCUGGGGCUAUGUUCACCCCUGGUGGGUUUGGGAUGAUGAUGGGCCAAGGACGUGGUCCCUUUAUGGGUGGGAUGGGAGUUACUGGUACUAGCCCCGCUCGACCUGGUCGUCCUGUGGGUGUUUCUCCAUUGUAUCCACCUCCAGCAGUACCCUCAGCUCAGAACAUCAAUCGAGCCAUUAAGAGGGACCAAAGGGGACCGACUAGUGAUCGGAACGACAGAUACAUUGUGGGACCGGACCAAAACAAGGGCCAGGAGAUGCUAAGUAGUGGACAUGAUGAAGGAAUGCAAUAUAAGCAGGGAUCAAAAGCUUAUCCUGAUGAGCAAUAUGGAAUGGGAACAACCUUUAGGAAUGAGGAAAGCGAAAGUGAGGAUGAGGCACCUCGGCGAUCAAGGCAUGGAGAGGGGAAGAAGAAGCGGAGAGGUUCAGAAGGAGAUGCGACUGCAAUCUCUGAUCAGUGAUUAGUUGUAGUUAGUAUAUCUGACCGAAUAUCCUCCGUUUUGCCACUGACUAGUGAUGUGUUCCUUGCUCAGACGAGACGUCAUUGAACUUAUUGUUGUUGUAAGUUCGAAAAAAUUGAGGUACUUAAGUUAGGGUUCAUCAUUUUUUUCCUUCUCUUUCUUUUCAUCUUAUACCGUAAAGUUAUACAUUUUUAAGCAGUCAUAAUUCAUACAUUGUUUUACAAAUUUGUGAAACAACUUUCAUCUGAAGUGAAGAAUCUCGUAAAGUUUUUGUCU
Cucumis melo (muskmelon) is the source of this 2679-nucleotide messenger RNA. Its product is annotated as 30-kDa cleavage and polyadenylation specificity factor 30. The record is from RefSeq and is a predicted model, not a curated record. The transcript is spliced from 7 exons. Gene Ontology annotation, biological process: regulation of mRNA splicing, via spliceosome; mRNA splicing, via spliceosome. Gene Ontology annotation, molecular function: mRNA binding; N6-methyladenosine-containing RNA reader activity; metal ion binding. Gene Ontology annotation, cellular component: nucleoplasm. NCBI's taxonomy places the organism in Eukaryota, Viridiplantae, Streptophyta, Magnoliopsida, Cucurbitales, Cucurbitaceae. The coding region runs from base 277 to 2403 and encodes 708 amino acids.